This is a messenger RNA of Schistosoma haematobium, 1487 nucleotides long. RefSeq lists its product as uncharacterized. The record is from RefSeq and is a predicted model, not a curated record. The transcript is spliced from 2 exons. NCBI's taxonomy places the organism in Eukaryota, Metazoa, Platyhelminthes, Trematoda, Strigeidida, Schistosomatidae. Bases 537 to 1361 code for a protein of 274 amino acids.
GCAAAACAAAGUAUAGAUGACCUGUGAAAUGGGACGUCACAAAUCAGUAUCAUGUCAAAAUACAAUAAACCAAUAGCUUGACAAACACACACAGUGAAACUAUUUGAUACACGUUCACCGUAAAUCAGCUUCAUAACAAUUUACUUUUCAGUUUAUUCUCCCAAUUGUUUGACACUUAACAAGUAACAUGAAACAAAAUAUGCAGGACCCUCAUUCAAAACUGGUUACAUUUAUGACCGAAUAUAUGGUGGUAAUUGAUUCGAUUCAAUUUUAUCAAAAAGGUGUCACAAAUAACACACACACACACACACAGAUAUAUGUAGAUGAUGUAUUGGUAACUAUCAAACUUGUCAGGUGUAUUGUACUUGAAAUUUCAGUCAUUUCUACUAAUUUGUUUACAACAUUGUGAUAUAGAGUAAUGACUAGAUGACAAUUAGUUGUUGUUACGGCAACGGGUGAGAGGAAUAUAAAUAUGCGAUAAUAUUUGAAACGUUCGAAAAGAUUUGUUACCAAAGGAACAGUGAACAUAUUGAACAAUGCAAAUCAACAAUUUGGCCACACAUAAAUUCAUGUCAUCUCUAUCCAUAUACAUAAUCAUGAUGAGUUGUUGUUGUCAAUUAUCACAAAGUAUCGAUUUGAAUGGAUUGAAAAGUAGCGUUGGAAAAAUAGCAGAUUAUGAGAAGAAAUUAGGACAAGGUAUUCAAUUAGCAAAUAAUUACUUAGGAUCAAGUAAUCUACCUAAAUUAAGCAGACGUCAACUGCAGUCGAGUUUAAUGCAAGGUGUACAAUCAUAUGGCCAACAGCAACCGAUGCAACAACAAUCGCAACAACAGCAACCGCAACAACAACAGACACAGCAACAACAGCAACCACAACAACAACAAUCACAACAACAACAACCACAACAACAACAACAAUACUACUCAUCCAAUAUGAUGAUGAAGAGACAAAUGGGAGGGAAAAUUAACCACAAUUCACAACAACCAAUGAGCGCAUACUCCCAAUAUUCCAAUUCAUACGGAGGACAGAGUGAAUAUGGACAACCCAUUGGUCAAUCACAAAUGAUGAAACGUCAAUAUCAGUCAAAACUAGUACAAGCUUUCCAUCCUUCACAACAAGGUCAACAACAACAACUACUACAACAAUAUGGAUAUCCACCCAUUCAGCAUUACAUGCAAAUGGGAGGGAUAAAUAUGCAACCUGAACAAUUCCCACAUUUUCAACAACCUCAAUAUUACGAUAACAUAGGAUUUGAUGAAAAUCAACAAGACAGUUAUGAGCCUGUUGAUGGGCCAUAUGUAUAUGAUGAAAACGCUGAACAAUCGCUUAUGGGUGGUGUUGUGAAACGUGAAUUGAAAUAGACUGAAAUUAGAUUGAGAAUGGAUGUGUUGGUAAAGAUUUGAAUGGAGAUGAGCAAGAAUGCUGUGAUUACUUAGAUAAAUAUUCACUGUUCAUCUUCGUGUGUUUAAAUAUAAUUGAAUAGUUGC